CUUUUCAGCCCCACCAAAAUGUCGACCAUGCUCAGUCGGGCUCUACGCUCCCCACUACGGCCGCUCUGCCGGCGCUUCCACCACCCAACUUCAUUGGGACCGUCGGCUUCGGCGUUCGAGCCUCCACACGCAAACUUGGUGCCGAUUGUGAUUGAGCAGACGGGGCGGGGCGAGCGUUCAUACGACAUCUUCUCGCGGCUGCUACGAGAGCGCGUUAUCAUGCUUUAUGGCCCUAUUCGGGACACAGACUCGACACUAACAGUCGCACAACUGCUCUUCCUCGAGGCAGAGGACACUAGCAAGCCUAUUCAUCUCUACAUAAACUCGCCUGGUGGGAGUGUUACUGCCGGGCUAGCGAUAUAUGACACCAUGCAGUACGUCUCUGCACCAAUACACACCUACUGCAUCGGACAGGCUGCCAGCAUGGGCUCCCUGCUGUUGUCUGCCGGUGCGCCUGGGAAGAGACAUUGUCUCCCGAAUGCGAGCAUAAUGAUCCAUCAACCCUCGGGCGGGGCCUCUGGACAAGCCUCCGACAUUGCUAUCCACGCUAAAGAAAUUCUUCGAAUUCGUGCAUUGCUCACAGGUAUAUACCAAAAACACUGCGCCCGUGCGGGCGAGGAUGCUGCCGCCGGUCUCAAGCGCUUCGGCGAGGCGCUGGAACGCGACUACUUUAUGACAGCUCAGGAGGCGCUCGAGUUCGGGAUCGUCGACGCGAUAUUGGAGCGCAGUCCCAAGGCGGCUGCGGAAGUGGAUUAG
Messenger RNA from Mycena indigotica, 756 nucleotides. Its product is annotated as ATP-dependent Clp protease proteolytic subunit. NCBI's taxonomy places the organism in Eukaryota, Fungi, Basidiomycota, Agaricomycetes, Agaricales, Mycenaceae. Gene Ontology annotation, molecular function: ATP-dependent peptidase activity; serine-type endopeptidase activity; ATPase binding. The record is from RefSeq and is a predicted model, not a curated record. The transcript is spliced from 7 exons. Gene Ontology annotation, cellular component: endopeptidase Clp complex. The coding region runs from base 19 to 756 and encodes 245 amino acids. Gene Ontology annotation, biological process: protein quality control for misfolded or incompletely synthesized proteins.